AUGAAUUCUGCCUCCAUGAGGGGGAGAAGUGAGAAUCCAACGGUCAAUCUCCGCCGGAAGCGUUCUGUGGAACCAGAAGAGGUACCAUCCAAACGAUGCACUACUACUAAGGAUCUCUCUACCUUUAUUACACGGUCCUUGUCCUGCAUGUUUUCGGAUGUUGCUACAUUGGACCGAGAAGAUCGCAGCUCGGAUGGCAAGGACAGCUUGCCAUCAGGAACUCUUCCCACCGACAGCAGCAGUUGGGAGGCUACCCACGAUUCUUCCAGCUUGUUUUCCUCUCAAACGAAAAAGAGAAGAUUAUUCUCACUUUCUACCUUGCAGAACCACGCUACUGCCGCCUCACCGGCAGCCCCCUGCUCUGAAUCUUCCACUGCCAGUUCUAGUAGUAGCAUCCAAAUUUCUCCAAGUUCUUCUCCUCUCCCGACUACCAUUUCCACCACAACCACAUCUUCUUCGGUGGUUUGUUCCUCCAUUUCCGUUUCGUCCGAUUCCAGUCAUUGCUCUCUGCAAAGACGGCGAAAGAGUCGAUCUAUUGGCAAACUAUCACAGUCAGAUACCCUCUUCUCUUUGGUCCAUGACAUUCCUGCAUCAUCCUCCGUCAGUUGCUUUGAUAGCAGCAACAGCAGUCGAUGCAGCAGUAUUCUGGACUUGGAUGAUACCUUUUUGAGCUUGCGAGAACGAACCGAAGAAGAUGAUGACUCCUUGUCGUACUCGGAUGAUUCCAGCACAUCGUCCGAUGAAGAUGAUGAUGACUUGAGUGUCAAUGCCCCUCGUCGUGAGGAGAGUGGUUUAUGGUAUCCCAACAGUGGGAUGGUGGUGUACCCGCUUUGCGAUGAUGAUGAUGAUGAAGACGAGGGAGGUCUCUUCUUUUAA
Seminavis robusta is the source of this 876-nucleotide messenger RNA. Lineage: Eukaryota; Bacillariophyta; Bacillariophyceae; Naviculales; Naviculaceae. The record is from the annotation of a GenBank genome assembly.